This is a messenger RNA of Hemicordylus capensis (graceful crag lizard), 3811 nucleotides long. RefSeq names its product glycerol-3-phosphate acyltransferase 2, mitochondrial (gene GPAT2). Gene Ontology annotation, cellular component: mitochondrial membrane. Lineage: Eukaryota; Metazoa; Chordata; Lepidosauria; Squamata; Cordylidae. The transcript has 21 exons. The coding region runs from base 453 to 2840 and encodes 795 amino acids. The record is from RefSeq and is a predicted model, not a curated record.
ACAGAAAAGAAUGAAUUCUUCUCCCCCUGAGGGCUUUGGCUGCGUUGGCUGAUGGGUUCUUUCUUUCACUUUCUUCCCCUCUUUGUCAUGAAUGCAGCCUGGAGAACAAUUGAUUUCUCUGGCAAGGAGCGAAGCCUCUCAAAUCCUUCUUCAAAUGCCUCUUUCAAAGGCCUCAAGUUGGGAGAGGAGUUUUCCUUUUGCCAGGCCUUGCCCUCUUCUUUUGACUCACUCCCGCUUCUCUUGCCUCUUGGGCUGAGGGUGUAGUAAAUAUAGGGGAUUAGCCCAGAGCCUUUUCUGCCUUGCUUGCUCGCUCCGUGGGUGCUUGCCUGGGGAGCGCUAAUGGUGUGUAGGCAGCACGGCACAAAGAGUUGCCUGCCGCUGUUGUGAAUAGGAGGGCAGUCCCGUCGUUGGUGACUUGGCCUCCUCAGCGCUCUCGGAGACUUAAGCAGAAAAUGAAAACCAAGCAUGGGCCGAGAAGGUUUGCCAAGGUAAAGAUGCGGCCCAUGGACAGGGGACUCAGGUUGGAGGUUGUUGUGCCCUUUUUGGGCAAAUACCGUCCUUUUGUUGGGCGCUGCUGCCAAAGGUGUACUCCAAAGAGCUGGAAAUCCUUCUUCCACAAGCACCUCACCUCUCUGGGAUUUUGCAAUGUAAUCAAAAUAACAGAAGAAAACACCAGGUAUAGAGGCUGGCUGGUGAGGAGGCUCUGCUACUUCCUCGCAGUGGCGGACUGGAAGCUUGGUGCGGAUACCCACCGCAAUCUCCUGGAAAGGAUUUUUCACAACAAGAGGGUACAGGAGAUUGUUUCUCAGAGAGUGUCCCAGGGCAAAGGGGAUGCACCGCCAGUGUCCAGAACACAAUGGAUGAGAAAAAUUCAGGGGAUCCUCUGCCAGAUGCAGUCCUCCCUCUCUCCUUUCCUGUUGAGGUUCUGCCACUGGGUUCUGCUCAAACUUCUCAACCAGAUGUUCCUCAGUGUGGUGCUCCACAAAGGGAAGCUGGAGAUGGUGCACAAGGCUGCACAGCUGCCUGACGUUCCAAUGGUCUUUCUGUCAACCCACAAAUCUCAACUGGAUGGGCUGUUGCUUCCCCUUCUCCUCGCCUCUCAGGGCCUCGGCUUGCCCAGAGUGACUUGGGAGUACAAAGCCUACACCGUAAAGCACAGGGCUCUGCUGACUCGCUUGGGAGGGGUGUUUCUGCCACCCGGAGUGGAGCAGACAUCAGACAGUGAAGUGGGAGCUCUCUCCAGAGCUGUUCUGGCUUCCUAUGUCCAGGAGCUGCUUCUGAGCAGGCGAGCGCUGCUGAUCUUCUUGGAAGAGCCCUUCUCUGAUGUGCCGCUGCAGCGCUCUGCCUCCAGCAGGGAGUGGCUGAGCCUGGUGUUGGACGUUCUCCACGCUGGGGCUGUCCCCGAUGUCACGAUCGUGCCCGUGGGACUCGCCUACGAUGUGGCCCCAGAUGCAAAUCGGAGGGAACAGAAGAACCGCACCGAGCCCCUUAGUCUCUGGACAUUGCUCUGGACCAUCUGCCGAGCGGCAUGUCGAGGAUUUGGCUGUGUCCGGGUCGAUUUUGCUCAGCCCUUCUCGCUGCAGGAGUAUAUUGCGAAUAAUCUCUUCAGACACGACCGUUCAGGGAAGCCGCUAGAGGACAUCCUCCUUCCGGAACUGCUAGGCAAAUGCUGCAGCGUGCUGGACUGUGAGAAAGUGGAACGUCGCUCACCAGGGCCCCCAAGUGCCGUGGCGCUGACUGCAGAGCAGCAAACCUUGGUGGACAGUCUGAGCCUGCACGCCUUGAAUGCUGGCGUGUCCUGCUCUCCCAUCAUGGCCGUGGGGAUCAUGUCUGCCCUCCUGCUGCACAAACACCGAGAAGGAGUCUUCCUUUCCCGGCUGAUGCAGGACUUUGCUGGGCUCACCGAAGAGAUCCUGCUGCACAACUAUGACGUGGGCUUCUCCGGGCAGGUGCGGGAUGUGGUGCUGCACGCCCUCUUCCUGCUACGGCGCUGCGUCUCCCUCCACCGCCUCUCGCUGGGGGACGUGCUGGUGGCUCCCAAGAGGACCGAGGCCGCCGUGCUGGAGCUCAGCCACCACAGCGCUGCCCUCCUGCCCGUUUUCACCCAGGAAGCUGUGGGGGUCUGUGCUAUCAACGCUCUCCUGGUGGAGCUGCUGCCCUUCCUGGGAAGUCCUGAGCAGCUCCGAGAUGUGGUCCUGGUCCAGGAAGAGCUGCACAACAAGGUCCUCACGCUGGUCCAGCUGCUGCCCAGAGACGUCGUCCUGCGCCAGCCCUGCCAGUCUGUGUAUUGCUACUGCCAGGUGGUCCUGGACAAGCUGAUCCAGAGUGGCUUGUUGGUGGCUGAAGAGGUGCCCAGUGACCGCUUGGUGUGCGACACAACCCAACGGCGCUUCACCGAGAACCCGCUCUGGAAAGUGAUGGACGACUUUGGAGACAGCGACAGCGAUGGCGGCGAAGAGGGCAGCAAGCGCUGCUUCAGGGUGAGCCAGACGGAGCCCUGCUCCAGCCUGUUCGUGUUCCUGGGCUGCCUUCUGGGCCCUUUGCCAAAGACCCUGGAGAGAGCCGCUGCCUUCCUCUGGGGGCUGGAGGGGCCUCAGCCAGAGUCCCAGUAUUUGGAGAAGCUGCACCAAUUCUUGCUGAGGAAGGCAAAAGAGGACUCUUCCUUUGAAUGUGCCAACAGGACUCUGGCUGCCAUCGCCACCCACAUCUUUAGAGACCUGGGGGUGCUGAGAGAACAGCCAGGCCCAGCAGAACCCAUCCUCCAUCUCUCCGAGGUCUUCAUUGCCAGAGAGAACCAAGAGAAACUGGAGAAAUUCAUCCAGCAGUUUGUCUACCUCUAGGCUCUGGAACCUCCUUGUACUUCAGCCAGAAAGUAGUCGUUCUUACAGCCAUGGCAGGGGAGAUGCCCUUCUUAAGCCGGCCACUCCACCAGGCUGCCUGUUUUGACAAUGUUGUCUUCUUGUUAUGACUCUUUUGAAACAACCCCCGCCCCGUUUGCCAGAGCCUUCAUGAGAGGCCUUGAGAGAAGGGCCUGUGUCUUGACUGGCUGCUUCAGGAUGAUGCAGCCAGACGAUCUCACUAACAGAGUGGAUGAGAUUUUGUUCUCAGAUGCCCAGACCAUGGAUAAAAAGUUUGUUUUUUUAGACACUAAUAUUUUGUGGUAGACAUGUUUUUCCUUUAAAACACUCAACAUGGCAUUCUGCUGAGCAGAGAUGGAGAAGAAAGCAUUGCUAAGAAGGGAGGUGAGUACUGGAAGCUUUGCAUCUCUGUCUCAUUGGAUGUCCUGCCAGUUUGUGCUGGGAAUGUUCCAAAUAAGACAUUUUGGAGCAGCACAUGUGAAUGUGAUUUUGGAUAAGUUUUACAAGAAUCUAGAACUGUGCUAGUGGGGAAUCUGGAGUUUUCCACUGGGACAAUUUUUGCUUCACGGGGGAACUUCUGUAGCGCACAUGCCCAUUCUGGCCUGGUUGCCCCUUUUGCCUCGUACAGUGAGGCUGUCAGCAGUUAAACGUACAGCAGCUCUGCCCUCUAAUCUGUGAAGAGAGACUUUCAGAAAUGCAGCUGCUUUCCCCAGGCUAGUAUAACAGCAAGAGAAGCUGCAUCUCUGCCCCUACAAAAAAAAAGCACAAGGAAGUCAGCGGUUGCUCAAGGAUCACAGCUGGGGCCCAGAAUUGAGAGUUUUGUGCUAAAGGAAGCUGCAAGUUCUAGGGCUAGUUAAUCCAAAUCCUCCAAGUGGAGUUGGUGAUAGCUGCUUUAUUUUGACUGCUCAAUCUGGAAGGUAUUGAUCAUUAAAAGAACAGCAUUAUGUUUUGUA